UGGAGACUUCUUCAACAGCGACAAAGGGCUUCUGAUUCAACGAACGUGUUGCUUUGCUAGCGAACAUAAAGUUGAGUUUUUGAAGCUCUGUAGACCAAUCUUGUGUAUAUUACUCUUAGUGUUUUGAAUAUAAUUAUGUUUACCCAUCUACUAGUUCAUUUUAACGUCAUUUGCUCGUUAAAUUAGCAAAUGUGUUACUAAAUUGAUACUGCAUUAGGCUAAUCGACCGGAGCAUGAGCUCACAAAGCUGGACCGAGAAAGAAGCUCUGGUGAAAGGAGAGGAAGAAGCUUUCAGGAUGAAAAGGGAGGAAGAGGACGCUAUCACAUUGAAAGAAGAAGAGGAUGAUAUUACAGUGAAAGAGGAAGAUGGGAAAGAGGUUGUCAAAGUGGAAGUGGAGAAGGUAGAAGCUUUCAGAAUCAAAAACGAGGAAGAUGCCAUAACAUUGAAAGAAGAGAAUGUAGUGAAAGAAGAGGAAGAACCUUUUAGAGUAAAGGAGGAAGAGGAGGCUAUCUCAAUAAAAAAGGAGGAAGACGUUUUGGGAGUGAAAGCGGAGGAGGCUGAAGAUCAGACUACCACCAGAGAGAGACGUGACUAUCGUGGAUCCUCUGGGGAGCAUCAACAACAUCCUGAUCCUGCUGACAAGGCAGAGAAGAGUCUCUCCAGAUCAGAACACCAGAUGGACAACGCUAGCCCUUCCUCCCUCCUGGAGUCCCCAUGUCGUGCCUCUCCCGGUCGCACCUUACUGCUGGGUAUGAAGAGGUUGUCUGUGCUGCUGGUGGACUGCAGGAAAACAACGGGGCUGAGUGUAACUGUGAGAGGUGGAGAAGAGAUGAAAGGAUCAGAUUUGACUCAUCAAAGAGAAAGACCAGAGGAACCAGAGCCAGGGACGUCCAAACCAGCAAGAAGACACCAGUGCUCUUACUGUGGAAAGUGUUUUAACAAGUUAGGGGUCCUGAAACAACAUGAGACAAUACACACAGGGGAGAAGCCUUACCACUGCUCCAAGUGUGGAAAGUGCUUCAACCGGUCAGGACACCUGAAAGCUCAUGAGCUAGUACACACAGGGGAGAAGCCAUACCACUGCUCUCAGUGUGGCAAGUGUUUCAACCAGUCAGGGGAUCUGAAAAAACACGAAAGAAUACACACAGGGGAGAAGCCGUACCACUGCUCCCAGUGUGGAAAGUGUUUCAGCUGUCCAGGGAAUCUAAAAAACCACGAAAGAAUACACACAGGGGAGAAGCCUUACCACUGCUCCCAGUGUGGAAAGUGUUUCGGCUGGCCAGGGAAUCUAAAAAAACACGAAAAAAUACACACAGGGGAGAAGCCUUACCACUGCUCCCAGUGUGGCAAGUGUUUCUACAAGUCAGGGAACCUGAAACAACAUGAGAGAAUACACGCAGGAGAGAAGCCACUGCUUACCACAAUUCUCCCAGUGUGGAAGGAGUUUUAACCAGAAAAAACAGCCUGAACCAACAUGAGAAAAUACACAAAGGGGAGAUGCAUUACCAUUCCUCCCAGGGUGCAAAGCUUUUGCCCAUUUAGGAAGCCUGAAAAAACAUGACACAGAGGAGAAGGCUUUACAGAAGAUUAGACUUUGAGAAAACAUAUUACUCAUAACAAUCACUUAAACGUCAUUAGAGAAUCCACACAGGAGAGAGAAAUGACUUCUCUUAGCGCGUAAUUCCACUACCCAAGACCUAUAAGCUUGCUGCCAGCUCUUAGCAAACUGUUGGAAAAAAUUGUGUUUUACCAA
Messenger RNA from Oncorhynchus mykiss (rainbow trout), 1754 nucleotides. The record is from RefSeq and is a predicted model, not a curated record. NCBI's taxonomy places the organism in Eukaryota, Metazoa, Chordata, Actinopteri, Salmoniformes, Salmonidae.